Messenger RNA from Ramularia collo-cygni, 702 nucleotides. RefSeq lists its product as uncharacterized. The coding region runs from base 1 to 702 and encodes 233 amino acids. NCBI's taxonomy places the organism in Eukaryota, Fungi, Ascomycota, Dothideomycetes, Mycosphaerellales, Mycosphaerellaceae. The record is from RefSeq and is a predicted model, not a curated record. The transcript has 3 exons.
AUGUCGCCUGGUGAAUUCUCCUUCUUGGGCGCUGCAAAGCGCCAGCAGGACGCUGCGGCGCUGGCGGAUGCUCCGCCCACCACCACCACCGCCGCCGACGAGAGCGACCAGUACAAGUGGAUGAAGGCCGUUGUAGGUCCCGGCCUGCCCGGUGAGGGCACGCCUUACUACGUGCACUCGGACACUUUCGUGUCCAGUUGGGAAGAGCCAGACGAGCCAUACUGGAUCUUCAAUGCCGAUCUGGAGGCGCCAGACCCUAAUUUUGGGCUGCAAUACCCAGCAAAGAAGGAUGCGCCAAAGGAUCCUCUAGAAGGCUACACGGGGUAUAACCCCAAGAUCCACGGCAACUACGAUCCAAAGGCGGACUACGCCGCAUACCACAACAAGAAGAGAGAAGAGGAGAGUGGUUUCGUUGCCCCUGUCGCCCUCCCACCCGGCUACGGAGCAGAAAUGAUCCUCAAUGCCCGCACCGGCCACGCCCAAGCCAAUCGGCCCGGUGCAGAGCAUCACAACGACGCCGCCAAGAGCGGACGUCAAUUGAACGCCUUUUUCGACGCGGAUGCUGCUGCCGAAGCCCACCAGGGCAGAUCAUUGAAGGAAGAACGCCAGAAGCAACAUCUCUCCAAGCAACAGGUUGCCGAAUUCAAGCGGAAGAAGGCAGACCGCAAGAGAAAGAAGGAGCUGGAUUUUUACCGAUCCUGA